Messenger RNA from Nilaparvata lugens (brown planthopper), 455 nucleotides. RefSeq lists its product as uncharacterized. The record is from RefSeq and is a predicted model, not a curated record. The transcript has 2 exons. NCBI's taxonomy places the organism in Eukaryota, Metazoa, Arthropoda, Insecta, Hemiptera, Delphacidae. The coding region runs from base 102 to 455 and encodes 117 amino acids.
AACCGAGGUUGUAUAAUAUGAGCAUGAUAGGAUACUUGAACAAUGAAAUUCUUCAUACAACUCGCGAUAUGACUGCAAUAAACGGUACUGAACAGUAGUCGAUGAAAAAGAGGACUAUGCGAAUCCUGUGCAUUAUAGCUGCAAUUUCUCAAAUAAGUUUCAUUUUCAUGGUAGUAUGUGGCUACAUCACUAUUGGAGUUGAGAGUCGGACAGAUGAUCCAGAGAAUAAAGUGGAAGAGAGUUCUAUAGAAGACAAUGUGAAAACAGAAUAUCAUGAGAAACCCGUGGGAGUUGUAACAAAAGUAGAAUCAGAAAAUGCUUUUCAGAAAAAACACCCACCCUCUACUGCGAGAUGGUGUCGUGAUGUUUGGGAACAUUUUUCUCCCGAACUUGAUAUACCACCCUAUUCCGACAUAUCUGCUCCAGAGUCUUCCAGUUAUGAAAGUUCCGAUUGA